CUUGCCUUUCCGGUCACUGGCAAUCACCAGCUCUUUCGGGAUGAUCAUCAUCCACAGGGCCGAAGACCUCGACAAUUCGGCGAAGCACUGGCCAUCAUGUCCGUCGACACGGGUACUAUACUCAUCUCGCCAUACCACGAACAAAUCGGCCUCACGGCCCGGUGUUCAAAAUUGUUUUGAUGCGCGGCAGGGAAUAUCUUCCUCUCCGUCACCUCCUUACAAAAGCAAAGAGAUGCAGAAAUGCACAGGGAAAGCUUGCUGCUCUCAGCCCAGUUAGUGGCACGCAAGCACGCGAGAGCCAUGCCCUUCAUGCGAGGAAAAAAAAAAAGAAGGAAAAGGCCGGAAAAGCAAACAUUCACCCUUCUUGCCUGGUUUUUUCCAUGCAUCGUCCUGCAUCCUCAACGGUGCUUGCUUGCUUGUUAUUGCUCAUCCCCACCGCAUUCCAAGCUGUUGGCUCUGUGCAAUGGAAAAGAAAUGAGAACACGGGCAACGACGGGGAAAGAAAAACAUGGAAGUCCACGAGAAAGGAUGUUUGCUCCCCUAGUUACCAUCUUUGUACGACGGGUGCAAUAUCUAGCUGGAAGCGGACGGGAAGGGAUCACGCCUUUCUGUCCAUGCAUUUCUUUCCACGGCCAGGGACACACAUGUUUUUGACGUUGCGCUUCGUUGCGUUGAAGUAUUCGUCCGUAGCCUGGUGUCUAGAAGUAGGUAUGCGGAACGGCCGGCUGCAUGACGGGAGGUGGCAUGGAAAUAUGGAAUAUAUGGAAUGAAAAGUGUAAUUUGCUUUCUGGAGUGCAGAUCUUGGUGCAGGUCUUAUAUUAGAGAAGGCAUCCAGAAGCGGUCGAUAUGUUGUUCUCUUUGGCGAACUCCCCUUUUCGGAGGAAUGGUGGAUAUAAACUUAUUCUUAGCAUUGGCUACACUUCCCGAGAGGCUUAUGCUGUCAUGUUCGCUAGAUCAGGUCGUAACUGGUCGUUAGUUUGUGCGACUAC
Messenger RNA from Neurospora tetraspora, 989 nucleotides. RefSeq lists its product as uncharacterized. The record is from RefSeq and is a predicted model, not a curated record. The transcript has a single exon. Lineage: Eukaryota; Fungi; Ascomycota; Sordariomycetes; Sordariales; Sordariaceae. The coding region runs from base 180 to 770 and encodes 196 amino acids.